Ixodes scapularis (black-legged tick) is the source of this 873-nucleotide messenger RNA. RefSeq names its product (3R)-3-hydroxyacyl-CoA dehydrogenase-like. Gene Ontology annotation, molecular function: oxidoreductase activity. The transcript is spliced from 4 exons. The record is from RefSeq and is a predicted model, not a curated record. NCBI's taxonomy places the organism in Eukaryota, Metazoa, Arthropoda, Arachnida, Ixodida, Ixodidae. The coding region runs from base 1 to 873 and encodes 290 amino acids.
AUGGCUCCUGGUGUCUAUAGAGUAGAAUAUUGGUCAGGAACUGUAUUGUGCAAAACAGAUGGAAGUCAAGACAACACAUGCUUUGAAAAUAAUCAGACCAAAUGCCAGGGUUUGGGACUCAAAGGUCGGCUUGCUAUUGUCACCGGAGGCGCCAGCGGGAUCGGGAGGAGCGUCUGCAUGGUACUCGCUCGAGAGGGCGCCACAGUCGUCGUGGCAGACAAGAACAGAACGGGCUCAAAUGAGACUAUAGAGAUGCUGCAAGGAUCCUACAAGGGCAAUCACCGGGCCAUCUACGUGGACGUUUCCAACUCAACUGCUGUCAGCAAUCUUUUCGAAGAGAUCGAGUCUUUGUUUUCUAAGAGAACGAUCAGCGUUGUUGUGAACAGCGCCGGUGUCUCGGGCACACCCAAUCUCAUCCAUGAAACUUGCGACGCCACCUUUGACGAAGCGAUCGGCACCAACCUACGGGGAACCUUCCUGAUUGACCGAGCCUCUGUGAGGCACAUGCUGGCUAGGAACGUCACGGGCGGUGCCAUCGUCAACAUCGCGAGCAUUAUGGCAAAAACUGGCUAUCCUGGGGAAACUCCCUACUCAGCCUCUAAGGGCGGCGUCGUGUCCCUCACGAAGGCAGUGGCCCUCGAAGUCGCCACCCAGAGCAUCCGAGUCAACGCCAUACUACCAGGGCCAGUCGACACGCCCAUGCUAGCAAAAACUCCCGCAGAAGCGGUGGCCACCUACGUCCAGGCAACGGCCUUGAAGCGCGUUGGGCAACCUGAAGAAAUAGCCGAGACGAUUGCGUUCAUGUGCAGUCCUAAGAGUAGCUUCAUGACUGGGGCUGCUGUUGAUGUCACGGGAGGAAUAAUAGUGGAAUAA